Molecule: messenger RNA, 979 nt
Organism: Galeopterus variegatus (Sunda flying lemur)
Lineage: Eukaryota; Metazoa; Chordata; Mammalia; Dermoptera; Cynocephalidae
Gene: LGALS3
Product: lectin, galactoside-binding, soluble, 3
Exons: 6
Coding region: 68-826 (252 amino acids)
Biological process (GO): monocyte chemotaxis; positive chemotaxis; neutrophil chemotaxis
Cellular component (GO): immunological synapse; nucleus
Molecular function (GO): IgE binding; carbohydrate binding; laminin binding
Source: RefSeq, a predicted model, not a curated record
CCAGCGCGCGCACCACCUCGCCAGGAGCCACCGGGAGCCCGCGAGGAGCGAACGCAGAGCGCGGAAAAUGGCAGACAGUUUUUCACUUCAAGAUGCCUUAUCUGGGUCUGCAAACCCAAAUCAUCAAGGAUGGCCUGGUCCCUGGGGAAACCAGCCUGGGCAGGCACCUCCGGGGGCCUAUCCUGGGCCACCACCUCCAGGGGCCUAUCCUGGGCCACCACCUCCAGGGGCCUAUCCUGGGCAGGCACCACCUGGUGCCUAUCCUGGCCCACCAGCACCUGGAGCUUAUCCUGGACCACCUGGAGCCUACCCAGGGCGACCAGGUGGGCCUGGGGCCUACCCACCUCCUGGACAGCCAAGUGCUCCUGGAGCCCAUCCCGCUGCUGGUCCCCAUGGCAUCCCUGCAGGACCACUGACUGUGCCUUAUGACCUGCCUUUGCCAGGAGGAGUCAUGCCUCGCAUGCUGAUAACAGUUCUGGGCAGAGUGAAGCCCAGGGCAAAUGGACUUGCUUUAAAUUUCAAGAGAGGGUAUGACAUUGCCUUCCACUUUAACCCACGCUUCAAUGAGAACAACAGGAGAGUCAUUGUUUGCAAUACAAAGCUGGAUAAUAACUGGGGAAAGGAGGAAAGACAGAUGGUUUUCCCAUUUGAAAGUGGUAAACCAUUCAAAAUACAAGUACUGGUUGAACCUGACCACUUCAAGGUUGCGGUCAAUGAUGCCCACUUGUUGCAGUACAACCAUCGGAUGAGAAAUCUCAAGGAAAUCAGCAAACUGGAAAUUUCUGGUGACAUAGACCUCACCAGUGCUUCAUACAGUAUGAUAUAAUCUGAAAAGAGCAGAUACUUUUUAAAAAAUAAAAUUGAAUCUAAACCUUAUACAUUUAUAAAAGCUUUAUGUUCAGUAUGAGUAAAAAAUUUUACAUUUAUUCAUCAGUCUUUCUUGUAAGUCAUUCACUUAAUAAAUACUCUUAUGCUAAGA